UGCUGGAACAUGCGUACAACUGGAGUCAUGUUGACAAGAACGUGAAAAGUACUUUACAGUUAAUUUGUAGGUUAUAAUAUCGGCAUCCACAUAUUUAUUUUCUCUGAACAGCUUCAAGUGAUUAAUUUAAAUCAGAAUAUCAAUGUCUGGAAACAUUUUGAACGGCUAUAUUUGUAAUCUUGCGACAUUCUGUUGUGUUUUAGGAAUCUCUUUAAACUUAAUUUUCGAAGGAGUGAGAAUAACAAAUUAAAAUGAGUUUACCAGUUUGAGAGUAAGUUAUUUAACAAAAAUCACUGCGCGUGGUGUUCUGUAACGUAAAAUUUUGAGUCCAGAUGUGUUUUGUCAGUCCAUUACCCCGCGACGAAGCGGACCUUGAAGUUAAUACAGCUGCCAAUUUCCCUUGGGGAGAUUAAAUUGCGUGUGGGCCUUACGAAUUAAAUAAAUAACACAGCAUUUGCACAGCCAUCGUACUAUUGUAAGUGACUCUGUAGCAGAUGCAUCGUUCACCUCCUAAUCUCUGACUGAGUCGCAUUGGAUAACACUAAAAGAGUCUGCUGAAUGAUUAAUUCAUAAUAAUAAUAACUGCGAAUUAGCUUGUGUUUAAGUAUUAGGAAUCGCCUUAAUUUUUUCUUGUCUUGGUGUAUUUUUGUUUAUUUAUUUGUUUAUUUUUUUACUUACCUGGAUUUCAAAGUCUUCACAUAAGUUACAGUUAAACACAAUUACAAGUUGCUUCCACAAUGUGUUUCCUAUGCAUUUUUUGGAGGAAUAAAUAUGCUUCACCACACCCCCUCUUCUAUGUGGGAUUGUACCUCUAUUAAUAGACUGUCAGUUUGAAAUGCAUGCACCCACUGCAAGCUAGGCAUUGCCGCUGUUAUCGACGAGCAAAUCAUAGAGCUGAAAUAAUAAUCAAUCUAGAGGAAUAUUAAUGCAUUUUGAAGUGUAAUAGGAAUAACUCAAAUUGGAGACUACGUUAGAUACGCCGCAGUCGAAACAUCUCAUUUCGAGUUCACAAGGUAAAUUUCUUUAUGCUCGCUGGGUCCUGUUGUGAAUUCAAGUUGAUUUGAGAAUGGGCUGUGCAGUAUCGGGACUGGGUCUAGCCUCUAAACCGUCAAAAGAUCCGAAUGAAGAGGAAGCUUCUGCUCCGACUUUAACGGAUCACCAGAUCGAACUGAUCAAAGAAUCGUGGAAACUGAUCCAAGAGGACAUCGCCAAAGUUGGCAUCAUUAUGUUUGUAAGGUUGUUUGAGACACACCCAGAAUGUAAAGACGUCUUCUUCCUCUUCAGAGAUGUUGAUGAUCUUCAGAGGCUGAGGACGAGCAAAGAGCUCAGGGCUCAUGGGCUGAGAGUGAUGUCUUUCAUUGAGAAGAGCGUGGCCAGGAUUGACCAGACGGAGCGUCUUGUGCAGCUGGCCAUGGAGCUGGGGAAAAGCCACUACCGAUACAACGCUCCCCCAAAAUAUUAUGGGUAUGUGGGGACAGAGUUUAUCUGUGCUGUUCAACCAAUUCUAAAGGAGAAGUGGACCCCAGAGGUGGGGGAGGCUUGGAAGGCCUUGUUCACAUAUGUGACUAGAAUCAUGAAGCAAGGUUACCAGGAGGAGGAAAGAAACAAACAAACCAACGCCGUCGCCUCCAAUAAAGAGCGGCUUGAGAAAAGACCCAACGCCUUUUAGCCAACAGAACUGUACAGUGCCUUGCUAGAAGGGUGCCUGUGGAGACCACUUACAGUAUUUGCAAGGAAGUUUCAACUAGUCAACUCUACAGAACAUAUCAUGAAGCUGAACUAUUUGUCACAUUAUUUUUAGUAGACAUUUGAGCAGGAAAAACAAAUACUUUGUGUUUGCAAAGGUGCUUAAGUAACAGCUGCAUUCAGUUUAUAAUGCUCUUAUAUACAGUACAGGGUGCUUUAAAAACAGCAAUAGGAACAUUAUUACAGAAUAUUUCAGUUUCAGGUUUACAAGUAGACAUGAUGGACAGCAGUGCUUUUUGGCAUAGACCUGUUAUUUGUCAUGGAAGGUCUCUGCUGCAGUAUACACAUUUUCCCAUACCUUGCACACUAGAACACUGUGGUUAUCCCGUUAAUACAAGUCAGUGGUUUAGUUCCCUGGAUCUAGCUGUGCUGAUCCCAGGAAGUCUACUUGUAAACCUGUUACAAAAUGAGGGUUAGUUACUAUGAAUUUAACACACGUGAUUACAAGCAGGGUUUACAUAUUGAUGGACAGUAUGGAAGCACUUGCAGUCUCUCAGAAUGCCAAUUUACAAGCUGGUCCUGGUGAAUAGGACACAAAUGUAAAAUUGUUCUUCCUUCAGGAAGAUCUGUAUUUUGUGUUUGAGUAAUAUUUCAGUCAGGUGUCUUGGAGACAGAUUUAGGUUUUUUGCUUUUGGUGUUUUCUAGGAGUAGAAAAUAAAUGCUUGCAUCUUUUACUGGCGCAAAUACAGCUCUUUAAAAUACAACUGAAAUAACAUCAAGGCAUAGAGAUGAGCUAAACAGUGUAUUUAUAAUGUAGAAUACAUUAGCUGGCUUUCAUAAAUGUUAUUUUUUUUAAUUGUAUAUUGUUUUUUUAGUUUCUUAUUAACAUAACAGAUAAUAAGCUGUAUUGUAAUUAGUAUAAUACAAUACAGAUAUAUUUCAAACACAAAUAUGGAUGUAACAGUAACAAUACAGUAAGAAAUGGGUUUUAUUUAAACAUUUUUCUAAUGAAGCUAUUCUAACCUCUGCGUGUCCUCUACUCACUGAGACUAAGCUGACAUUAUGAUAUAUUUCCAGGAGGGGUAGCCAAAUGACCCAGUAAAAUAUAGAUUGUAAUGCUUAAUGUUUACAGUAACCAUUGACAUUACUGGUAAGGUUACUUUUCAUGACCUUAUAAUUCAUAAAACCUUGAUAAAAAAGGUUUUUCAGUCUAUGAAAACACAAUAUGACAAAUUAUAUAUUUACUUCAUACAUGGGCCUGCUCAACAGCAUCCUGCGUGAUGCAUGGUAAUCACACUGAAAUACCAUUCUUUAAAAUAUCAAUAAUACAAACAUUAUGUAGGAUUCUAUUUAUCACUCUUCCUUUUCAGUCAAAGCAUUUUGUCUUGCUUGGUUUUGGUGCUCGGUGCUGAAAAUGAGGUUGAGGAAGAGGAGGUCAACUUGCAGCAAAGCGCUGACAAAGAGAGGUAGGUUUAAAUGUACCUGACCUGAAUACUAUUGAUACUGUAGCUGCCACCAACGUGUCUAUGUGAUUUCUGGUAAUAACUACAAGGAUUUUCAAUCAGUGAUCACAUUGCAGGAGUAUUUCAAGUUUCCCACCUGACACUUUAUAUUACAUUCAGGUGAUAUAGGGAUGAUCCCCAGUUACUGUUGUACUAGCUUACACCCAACAUGAACUGUGUUCUCCAGUUCAUUGCAAUUGACCCUGUAAAACCAUUUUUACUUUCAACUCAUCCUAUACUAAAUUAAGCAAGACCAUAGGAUACUACAGCUUCCUUAAUGUCCUUUUAAUUUCAUAAAACGCAGAAUAGGACACAUGACAUCCAGUGGAUUCUCAAUGCAUUUUUGUCUUUCUGAAAUGGCUGAAAAUAACUUUGACAAG
Messenger RNA from Polyodon spathula (Mississippi paddlefish), 3568 nucleotides. Its product is annotated as neuroglobin-1-like. NCBI's taxonomy places the organism in Eukaryota, Metazoa, Chordata, Actinopteri, Acipenseriformes, Polyodontidae. The coding region runs from base 1067 to 1669 and encodes 200 amino acids. Gene Ontology annotation, molecular function: oxygen binding; heme binding. The record is from RefSeq and is a predicted model, not a curated record. The transcript is spliced from 5 exons.